UUAGAACUUCAACCUAUUUUUAUUUCAUUUUUGGCUGGAAGAUGAGAAUCCCGCGCGUUUAAGAUUCUGGUGCAGUUCCGUUCCUCCACGAUCGCUCUCGAUUCCGCUUCGGAAUCGUCAUCGUCUUCAAUUCUCUGAUGGCUUCUUCAACCUGCAAUUGCAGCAGCUUGCAUUGCUUGUUUCGGACGACGGAGAUCGGUAAUCUGAUUCCGUUUAAGCGCGGCGGUGAGGAGCAGAAGCACAGGAGAGAAGAUUAACAGAGACUCCAAAAUCAAACCACAUAGAUUCUUACUGGAGUUCAAUCGGUGGCCAGAAUUAGAGUUCCGCCGCUUGCAGGACGAGCUCACACGGACGGUGGUGGCGCCGAAUCGUACGGCAAUAAUAGAGUGCAGAUUCAAUCAACGAGAAUGUCCUCGGAAAAAGCAGGGAAGAGAAAAGGAAAAUUAGUUUUUGUGUAAGAUUAUUUCUGGGAGAAAAGGAAAGAAAAGGAAUCGAAGAGAAAAUAAUGAAGAUUGGAGCGAUGGAAGAUGUGGCGAUAAUUGGAGGAUUGAUUUCAGUGCAGUUCAUAUACGCUGGAAACUCGGUAUUGCUAAGUUAUUUGAUGUCGUUAGGGCUCAAUCCUCUCAACAUCGUCAUUUAUAUUGCCUCUGCCACAUUUCUAUUUUUGGCUCCUCUGGCUGUUUGUUUUGAAAGGAGCAAUUGGCCCAAGAAAUUGAGUUUCAAGUUGGUGCUUCAGCUUGUUCUGAUCUCCUUUGGCGGGGUAACUUUGUUCCAAACUCUGCUAUUAGAAGGGAUAAAGCUGACUUCUCCAGCCAUGGCAACUGCCAUGCCAAACAUUGCUCCUGGUCUCAUCUUUAUCAUUGCCUGGUGUUUUAGAUUAGAGAGAGUCAAACUUGGUUGUCUGUACAGCAAAGUUAAGAUUUUAGGGACAUUGCUUUGUGUAGUGGGCGCCAUCAUAAUGAGCAUACUGCACAGCACCAUCACGAUACCGGCAAAAGAGCAGCUAAUUUUUCUUCCUUCAUCUGUACUCUUCAAUAAGGAAAAGUUUAUUGGUUGUUUGUAUCUCAUGAUGGCGGUCUUCGUAUUAUCAAGCAAUGUUGUAUUGCAGGCUACAGCCCUUGGUGAAUUACCCGCUCCAAUGUCGUUGAGUGCUGUAACUUCGUUCAUUGGAGUAUUAACGACUGCAGUUGUACAAUUACUGAAGAAUCAUAAGUUAGAAACCGAAUGGUCAACUGUCAACAUGAAGGAUUUACUCUGCUACUCUCUAUUGGGAGGAAUAGUGAGCGGUAUAAGCUUGAGCUUCAACGGGUGGGCAAUGAAGAAAAGAGGGCCAGUUUUGGUGUCAAUUUUCAGUCCUAUUGGAACAGUUUUCUCUGUCAUUCUCUCUGUCUUCACCUUAGGAGACACUAUUUCCAUUGGAAGCCUUGCUGGUAUGUUCUUGAUGUUCUGUGGGCUCUACUUUGUGCUUUGGGCCAAAGGAAAAGAAGGUUACUGUGAUGGGAGUGGCUAUCAAAGUGAUGACUUUGAUAUUGAGAAACCUUUACUCUCUUGAACUUUGUAGGUGUAUCUGCCACUUCCUUUAUCCUAUAUGGGGAAAUUAUAAUGGUAAGUGGACAUUAAAAAACUAAAGAUGAAAAACUAUAUUUUAGGUUGAGCGUCAGUAAAUUGUUUGUAACGGUUAGGUUUUACUGUUUGGGGUGGGACACAAUACUUUGAUUGGCAAGAACUAGAUUGCAAGUCAAGAAUUUCAUUAGUACCAAAAGUUUGUUAAAAAAGAAUGUGUAUAUAUGUAUAUUAUAUGACUGACUGUAAUUAUUAGUAAAUUGAUUGGUCGGUUUGGAUU
This is a messenger RNA of Cucurbita pepo subsp. pepo (vegetable marrow), 1843 nucleotides long. The record is from RefSeq and is a predicted model, not a curated record. NCBI's taxonomy places the organism in Eukaryota, Viridiplantae, Streptophyta, Magnoliopsida, Cucurbitales, Cucurbitaceae.